Arachis stenosperma is the source of this 1483-nucleotide messenger RNA. Its product is annotated as vesicle-associated protein 1-2-like. Gene Ontology annotation, cellular component: plasma membrane; endoplasmic reticulum membrane. The coding region runs from base 174 to 908 and encodes 244 amino acids. The record is from RefSeq and is a predicted model, not a curated record. Lineage: Eukaryota; Viridiplantae; Streptophyta; Magnoliopsida; Fabales; Fabaceae. The transcript has 8 exons. Gene Ontology annotation, biological process: endoplasmic reticulum membrane organization.
AGAGCAUGUUGUUAAUUCGACCACUUUCUCCACCAAAUAGAAAUCAGUUACGUAAACCAAAAUGAAGAUCUUUUUCAUCACUGCAUUUUCUCAAUUUCUGAUUUUCUUUUUCUUCUUCCUCUAAAUCUGACUCCAAACCUUCUAGAACCUUUCGCAACCUCAAUCAGUCGGAGAUGAGCAACGGGGAGCUUUUUAGCAUCGAACCUCUCGAGCUCAAGUUCCCCUUUGAGUUGAAGAAGCAGAUCUCGUGCGCUCUCCAAUUGUUCAAUAAGACCGAUAGCUAUGUAGCUUUCAAGGUGAAAACAACUAAUCCGAAGAAGUAUUGUGUUCGUCCAAACACAGGAAUUGUCUUGCCACGAUCAACAUGUGAUAUUAUGGUUGCCAUGCAGGCGCAAAAGGAAGCGCCACCUGAUAUGCAAUGCAAGGAUAAAUUUCUUCUUCAGUGUGUGAAAACUUUUGACGGUGCUUCUACAAAAGAUAUCAAUUCAGAAAUGUUCAACAAGGAGGCAGGGCAUUCGGUUGAGGAGUGUAAAUUGAGAGUGGUGUAUGUUUCUCCACCUCAACCACCAUCUCCAGUCCCAGAAGGUUCCGAGGAAGGGUCAUCGCCUAGAGGUUCUGUUUCAGAAAAUGGGAAUGUCAGUAGUGUUGACUUCACACAAGCAUCAAGAGGAUUUACUGAAAGAUCCGAUACUCAAGACAAAUAUGCAGAGGCAAGGGCUCUUAUCACAAGAUUGACUGAAGAAAAAAGUAAUGCAAUUCAACAGAACAACAAGUUCCAUCAGGAACCGAGAGGGGCGCGAGCUCGUGCACAUACAAACACAUGCAUUAAUUCUUUCAAACUUAGCUUUGCGCUCAAGAAAACAUUUAUUUUGGUGAUUUUACUAAUUGUAGGAUCUUCUGAAGCGUGAAGGCAAUAAAAAUCGCAGUGGAGUCUCCUUUGUCAUUAUUGUAUUAAUUGGCUUACUUGGCAUGACUAUGGGGUAUCUCAUGAGGAAGACCUAAUCAGUUCUGCAAUUUGAUCUCUCUUUCUUCUUACUCCAUUUUUGUUUCUAUUUUUUGGUCUCGGAUGGAUAGCAUUCUGAAAGUAGAAAACAUUGGGGAAUGUCAUAGGUAUGAGAUUGCCCUUAUUUGGGACUUGGCUCAUACUUUCGGUACAUGAAUUCCUUUCAUAACUUAAAGAGGGGAACUUUAUUUGUUAUUUCUCUUGUUUAUCUGGUGGCUCUUGGGUAAAGUCGAAGUUGUAAAAAAAAUGAUGAUAAGAGGCUCCUUUUCUUAUCUUUCCAUGUUAAAAAUGUCCUUAGUACGUUACUUAUGACAGUGUUCUUUGUUUCUUUCGUAAUCCCCUUUUAUGUAUGUGUGUGUGUAUGUAUAUACAUAUUGAUAGUUUCUCUCAAAUAAGAAAAGCUCACAAAAAGGCUACAGGUACUCUUGAAGGGUGUAUAAAUCUCAUCCUUUCGUGACUCAUCAGAUAUAUGUUACUCUG